Messenger RNA from Capra hircus (goat), 2294 nucleotides. RefSeq names its product chromosome 10 C15orf59 homolog (gene INSYN1). NCBI's taxonomy places the organism in Eukaryota, Metazoa, Chordata, Mammalia, Artiodactyla, Bovidae. Bases 1320 to 2198 code for a protein of 292 amino acids. The transcript has 3 exons. Gene Ontology annotation, cellular component: postsynaptic density. Gene Ontology annotation, biological process: inhibitory postsynaptic potential. The record is from RefSeq and is a predicted model, not a curated record.
GGGCCGCCAGACCCAGCCCGGCCGGGUUCCCUGCCCCGCGCGCUCUCGGCCCGGCCCGGAGGAGACCGGGUCCCCACGGCCGACACCGCCCCUCCCCCCGGGACCCGGCGAUUCCGGACCGUUCCGACCGCGGACUGAGCCGCGAGAGCGUUGUCGCCCCGGGAGGCCCGCGGGGCUGGGCUGAGCGGACCCUCGCGGCCGCUCCGGACGCCGCAGGUGCCGGAGCGCGGUCGUUCUGGGUCCGGACUGAGCGUGUCCCGGGCGCCCACGGGUGCCAGCUCACUCUCGGCAGGGCAGAGACCACGGAGGAGCCCGGAGCCGGCCGAUCUGGACUGGACGGAGCGGAUCCCGGACGGUGCCGAGCCCGGGGAAUACCGGGCGUGGGCUGAGGGGAUCCCGGCGCCCUCCGAUCCCUCCGACUUUGGCUCGCGCGCUGGGACCGGCCCGGCGUCGCCUCGGUGGCCCUGUGCCCGAGUCACCUGUGGCCUCGGAGCCCCGGACCCGCUGGAACCUUGCUCAUUCCCCCCGACCGGAGCCCGGCGGGGGUUGACGGAGAUUUUUCCUGCCCCCUUCCUUGGAGCGUGGAGGCCCCGCCCCCUCCCACCGCCCUGAUGUCUCCGGUGGCGGCUCUGAGGACCUCCUUGAGGCCAGGGGCCGAGGGGUCCAGAGAGAGAAGCCCGCCCUAGGGAGCCUUGGGGGCCCCCAACCUCGUCUUGGGACUUGGCCCCCGACGCUGCUGGGAAGGAAGGUCAGUGCCCCUACCCUUGGGGGCUGCCCUCCUCCAAUCCGGCUCCCUUCCCAGAGCCACCCACAUCUGGAGCCCCCUUCACAUCUGGAAGGCCCUGGCCACCAUCCCUCUGCAGGUGUCUGUUGCAUCUUGACACCUCGGCCUUUGCAAUUGCCUAGGAGUUGUGAGGGGAUUACUGCUGCCUUCUGUCCAUCCCAAGGGCACCUCUCACCCUUAGUCCCUGCAGAGUCAUCCCCCUGCCUCUGUGUCCAGCUCAGCAUACCCACAGGCACUUCAAGUUCUGGAAACCACUCCUGAGACCCACGGCCCCUCCCCCUGCCCUCCUGUGUCCUCACCUUGACCCCCCUCUGCCAGACUGUCUCCCUCUGGGUGUCCCAUUCUCCACCCAGAGGUGGAGGAGCGGGGUGGUGGCAGGGGGCUGGGGCUGGGUGAGGGCCGCCCAGGGCCAGGGUGGGCUGGGGGGCCGUUAAGAUGUGGAGCUCUGCCUGGCUGAGGGGGGCUCCGUGGAGGCAGACGCAGCGUGUGCUUGGCUGGGGGGAGCAUGGGCAGGCCUGCGGCCACGUGGUGAAGGAUGAACAUUCGGGGCACCCCGGACCUCGGGCAGCCCAGUGACGACCCCAGCAGUGGUGGCGAGCGGGAGCGGAUUCGACAGCGCAUGAAGAUGGUCAUCGGGCAGCUGGAGGACAUCCUGCGAGAGCUUAAGGAGGUGGCCAAGGAACUAAGGGAGGUGGUGAGCCAGAUCGAUAAACUAACCUCGGACUUCGACUUUGAACUGGAGCCAGAUGACUGGACCACAGCCACUGUGAGCAGCACCUCCAGCAGCGACAAGGCAGGCGUGGGCGGCCCCUUUGACCUGGGCCACCUGGACUUCAUGACGGCCGACAUCCUCUCGGACAGCUGGGAGUUCUGCUCCUUCCUGGACAUCUCCACCCCGUCAGACUCCGUGGACGGCCCCGAGUCGACCCGGCCGGGGGCCGGCCCAGACUACCGGCUCAUGAACGGUGGCCUGCCCAUCCCCAACGGGCCCCGGGUGGAGACCCCGGACUCCUCCAGUGAGGAGGCCUUCAGCGCCGGCCCUGUGAAGGGCCAGCCGCCCCAGCGGACCCCGGGGACGCGGGAAAGGGUGCGGUUCAGCGACAAAGUGCUCUACCACGCUCUGUGCUGUGACGACGAGGAGGGCGACGGCGAGGAGGAGGCCGCAGAGGAGGAGGGGGGCCUGUCCCCGGAGCCUCCCCACACAGAGGCCCCUGCUGGCCCCCUCAAGCCCUCCUCAGCUCCCUACAAGCCCAGGCGCUCUCCACUGACUGGACGCCGCUCAGGCCCCACCUUGGUCCCUGAGCAGACCCGCAGGGUCACGAGGAAUAGCAGUACCCAAACGGUGUCGGACAAGAGCACGCAGACGGUGCUGCCCUACACGGCCACCAGACAGAAAGCCAAGGGGAAGAACUAGGGCUGGGGAGGGGCUGGGGGGCGGUGGGCACAUAGAGCUAUAAAUAUAUAUAUAUAUUUAAACAAAUGCAGUCAUAAUAAAAUUUUAAAAUGCUAA